UAUUUAAUGCAAUUCUCUCUUUGAGGGCGAGAAGGAGAACCAUGAUAUUUUAUUUCCAGCAUGCCUGUGCGUGUAUGUGUUUUCGUGCGUGCGCGUGUCUGUGUGUGAGGCUGGCUGUAGCCCUACGUGUGUCGUCCCCCCCUUCUCUCUUUGUCCCUCCUCCAUAGUAAGAAUCAACCCGACCGCUAUCAAUCUGCUCGCAUCCUGCUGCAAACUAGGAUCAGCCAUCACCACAACAACCUUCACUUCACUUCCACGUUCAUUUAACCCCUAUCUCUCUCUGACACACCGACCAGCAGCGGCCCAUGAUUUGCCUGCCUGAGAUGCGAUUUCGCUCUCCCCUUUCCCGGAGAAUAUCGUCCGUUACUCCCCACUGAAAGACCAUGCCCGAGACGGGGGCGGCGGGAGCAGCAGCCCCUGCAGCAGCGGGUAGCAGCUCCUCCGAUAGCAGUGGUGGCACCGAGAGCUCGCGGCACAGACACCGAUCGCAAGGCGAAGGGGAAAAGACAGAUCAAAGUGCUGCCUCCUCGCAGCAAACGUCAUCCGGUGUACUGGAUAAGUUAUUUGGGAAGCGGCUGCUGCAGGCUGGGAGGUACAUAAUGUCUCAUAAGUCCUGGAUGAAGACCGUGCCCACUGAGAACUGUGACGUCCUCAUGACUUUCUCAGACCGGACAGAUGACCACACGUUGCUAUGGCUACUAAACCACAUGCGCCUGGGAAUUCCAGAACUCAUUGUCCAGAUCCGACAUCACAAACACACGCAUGUACACGCCUUCUUCGUCACGGCAACAUAUGAGAAUUUGUUGCGCGGGGCUGAGGAGAUGGGUCUGAGGAAGUCGUUGAAACCAGAGUUUGGGGGAGGAACACGCAGCUUCUCCUGUGAAGAAGACUACAUCUAUGAGAACAUUGAGAGAGAACUAUGCUUCUUCACAUCACAGGAGAGGCAGAGCAUUAUCAAGUACUGGCUCGACAAUCUACGAGCCAAGCAGGGGGAGGUGCUUCAUAACAUACACUUCCUGGAGGGACAGCCAAUCAUCCCCGAGCUGAGUGGGCGGGGUGUGAUCCAGCAGGUGUUUCCUCUCCAUGAGCAGAGGAUCCUCAGUCAGCUGAUGAAGUCCUGGGUGCAGGCCGUGUGUGAGAAACAACCACUAGAUGAUAUUCGUGACUAUUUUGGGGUGAAGAUAGCCAUGUACUUCGCCUGGCUGGGGUUCUACACCACGUCUAUGCUGUAUCCUGCUGUCAUCGGCUUCGUGCUCUGGGUUCUCACCGAGUCUGACCAGACAAGUCGUGAUAUCUGCUGUGUGGUGUUUGCCCUGUUUAACGUGGUGUGGGCCACUCUCUUCUUGGAGAGGUGGAAGAGAAGGGGGGCGGAGUUGGCCUAUAAGUGGGGUACGCUGGACACCCCUAACGAGUCCCUAGAGGAACCACGGACGCAGUUUAGGGGUGUGAAGCGGUGCAGCCCCAUAACAGGCUGUGAGGAGUUUUACUACCCACCAUGGAGGAGAAGGGUGUUCAGGUGGCUGGUCAGCCUGCCCAUCUGCAUCCUGUGUCUCUGCUUUGUGUUCCUGGCCAUGCUCCUCUGCUUCGAACUGCAGGAGUUUGUUAUGGGGAUUAAAGAAGUGCCUCGUCUGGCCCGGUUCAUCCCUAAGAUCAUGCUGGCCAUCACUGUGACCGCCUGUGACGAGGUGUACAGGAAGAUAGCCUACUGGCUCAACGACAUGGAAAACUAUAGACUCCAGAGUGCCUAUGAGAAACACCUCAUCAUUAAAUUGGUUCUUUUUCAGUUUGUAAACUCUUAUCUCAGCCUUUUCUACAUUGGAUUCUACCUCAAAGACAUGGAGCGUCUGAAAGAGCUGUUACUGGUGUUCUCUCUGGGACAGAGUCUUCUCAGACAGCUGAAGGACAAUGUGCUGCCUUUUGUCUUCCUCAAGAUCAAGCUGUUGGUCGUCACCAUCCCCUGGGUCAUCAAGGCCUCCUUCAGGUCCAAACGUCUGGCUACCUGUGGAUUUGAGCAGCUGUUCUAUAAGAUGCUGGCCACCCUGCUGAUCAUCCGCCAUUUUGUCCAGAACGUGAAGGAGGUGAUGCAGCCUUACCUAUACGAGCGCCACAAGCUGGGCGAGCUCACCCUGCGCAGCGUCUGGGAUCUGCUCCUCUCAGCCCUGCUCAAGUACUGCAGGCUGGCCGCAGGAAAGCCCCAGGCUUCACCCACCGACCAGGCCAUGCCAGGCCUUGGCCUGAGGGGAACCAGACCCGGGGUGGGACAGCCUGACCGCAGGGAGAAGAAGUGUCUGAACGGGGGAUGUGGGGUGCCUGAAGAGGAGGAGGGAGAGAGGGAGGAGGGGGACAGUGGGAGGUUCAGUGAGGGAGAGAAUGAGGAAUCGUCUGAGAGUCUGAUAGACUGUGGCCUCAAGCUGAGGAAGGUCAGCUUCAUAGAGAGGGGGGACAGGAAGUCGUCUGGAGGGGGCUGCGUCCCCACAAUGGAGGACAGUUUCCUGGAGGACGGCAGCCCCACUAUGGUGGAGAAGGGGAUGGAUCCGGCGUCGGUGUUCGAGACAUAUGAUGAUGACGAUGACAAUGGCGUCACUGAGACAAAGGACACGGGAGGUUCGGCCAAUGAAAGUAUGGCGGCUGCCCCGCUGCCUUCUGGGCCAGAGAGCACGGUGACGGUGCGUCAUCGCAGAAGGCAGAGGAGUUUGGAGAGGGCAGACUCUAAAACCAAGCGGGAGUCAUGGAUCGACCCGCCAGAGGAGCAGGAGAGUACGAGUCUGGCACAGGCUGAGAUAGAGAGCUGCAUGCAGACAUAUGAGGACACCUUCCAGGACUACCAGGAGAUGUUUGUCCAGUUCGGCUACGUGGUUCUCUUCUCCUCAGCCUUCCCCCUGGCGGCCAUGUGUGCCCUCAUCAACAACAUCAUCGAGAUCCGCAGCGACGCCUUUAAGCUCUGUACCGGCCUGCAGAGACCCUUCGGCAAGAGAGUGGAGAGCAUCGGACAGUGGCAGACAGCGAUGGAGGCCAUGGGUCUGAUCGCCAUCAUAGUCAACUGUUACCUGAUUGGUCAGUGUGGUCAGCUGCAGCGCCUCUUCCCCUGGCUCAGCCCUGAGAUGGCCAUCAUCUCUAUUGUCAUCCUUGAGCACUUUGCCAUCCUGCUGAAGUACAUCAUUCACGUAGCAAUCCCAGACAUCCCCAGCUGGGUGGGGGAGGAGAUGGCCAAACUGGAGUACCAACGCAGGGAGGCUUUUAAGAAGCACGAGCGGCAGGCGCAGCAGCACUAUCAACAGCUACAGAGGAGGAAGAGAGAGGAGGAGGAGAGGCAGAGGCAGACGGAGCACCAGGCUCGCAGGGAGAGGGAGAGAGAUGAGGGAAAGGACUCCUCCGGGGGAGACCACCACCACGACAAGAGCCACGGGGGGAAGUCCCGCUCUGGAGGGGGUGGAGGUGGGGACAAGCCCAAGAGGCCUAGCUCCCUCCUGGCCAACAACAACGUGAUGAAGCUCAAACUGAUCACCCCCUUACAGAGCAAGUUCUCCUCCGGCAGCGCGCGCUCCCCUCAGUCUCCCACCGGAAAUGAACCCAAGCUCCCCGGGUUCCUCAGCUUCAAGUUCCUCAAGUCGCCUGAGAAUAAGAAGGAAGCGGCUGCUGCCGCUGCAGCCACGGCAACGAAUACCACGACGACCGUGACCGCCCCCGGCGGUAACCAGGAGCGGUCUCAGUCGCCGAGCAAAUCGUUCAACCCUGGGAAACUGUUUAACUUUGGGAAGUCAGAGGGGGGCUCCUGUGUGAAUGGGUCCCAGUUACCCCGACCAGGGGAGGGUUCCCAGGGAUCUGACAAACAGCUCACCAAGUCUGACCUGAAUGGGGUGCCGGAUGAGAUCCCCUCGCCUGGAGGGGAUGAGGGGGAGAACGGACACCACACAGACUCCUCAGACCCUAAAGUCUAGGCUCUCUUUGGAUAGGGAGAUGACAAACUGCUGUGAGAACUUAGCUUAAUAUAUCUACUAGAAGGAGAAACGUAUGGGGAGAAAAGGUCAAGCCUCUCUCCGUGCUGUCUGGAUCUGAGGUUUUGUAUGUAGAUGCUGCCUGGGGGCUGGGAGGGGGACUAAUGGUAAUGAUGAUGGGAUGUGUGGGUCUGCAUUGUUGCUGUUGCUGAGAGACUUUCAGGCUUAAUGGUGAAGACAUAACCCACCCUUUUACCCGUGGCCACACACACACACACACACACACACACACACACACACACACACACACACACACACACACACACACACACACACACACACACACACACACACACACACACACAAACAUAAUCCCCUUUUUUCUGCAAUACAUAUAGAAAUGCAUGAGCUGCAUUUCUGAUGCUUUCCGAGCAUUUUCAAAAAAAGGGAGAGCAGUGUUUCUUGAUUUAUUCUAUUCUGAAAAUUGUAAGCAUCCUGGCGGCCAUCUUGCCACUGAAACAUAACAUCCUGGUUUCGAGGUCAGAAGAAAAAAAUGGAUUGGUGUGUGUGAAUCAAAAGCAUAAUGAGACCUUUCACAGUCACCACACAAUGGUGGCCUGAUAUCAGACUCAUUUUUAACUGUGACGGCCGAUCGGCUUUUCUACUUAUACGAACCGGCGGUGCUAGCCGAGCAAUAUCAAAUCUGUGUUUCAAAUCUGAGCAGUACUGCAAAAUACGUCCAGUUCUUUGUUUUUCACCCACACUCCCAUCUGAAGGCAUACGUGAGCAGUCAUGAGUUUUGUAUAUACAGUACAUCCCAUGAAAACAACGGCAAUAUCUGAAGUGUAUGUCUGACACAGUGUGUGGGAAACAGGAUGUUGUGUUUGACGUUGUGAAAGGCAGAGAUGAAAAUCAUUUGAUAAAAGACAGGCUCUGUCUUGCAGCAGUAUGAGAGAGAGAGAGAGAGAGAGAGAGAAUGAAAGAGAAUGAAAGAGUUGUUUUGACUGAUACCACAGGAUGUUGAUGUGGAUUAUACAGUACACGGUAUGUAUCAUGGAAAGUCUGGGUUCCUGUAGUUUACUGUGUGCCAUUCUAAUCUCUCUCCAUUCAAGCCUGCAGAGAGACAUUCUACACAGUAUACUAAUGGCUUUCCAUUUCAGCACACAGAUCUGACUAGAUUAGUGAGUAGACUAGACAUAGAAAGAGAGAAGAUUUGCACUAAACCCUGACGUUCUGCACUGAGACAGCAGAGCCUGUUCUGACUGCAGGUGGAAGGAAGAACUAUACCGGUCUGCCUCAUAACAUAACAUAACAUAACAUAUACAAACCUUGGAUUUUAUUAUUGCUAGUAUCUUGUACUGUAGAUGCUGUUGUCAUUUCAUCCGACAUCCCUAGUUCCUAAAUCCCAGGUGGCUGCUGGUCCCCAUCAUUCAUUUGAGAGCUGAUAUGUAUUUUAUAUUGUUUAUUCUAUUUAUUUCCAAUGGGAUUCGUUGCCAAAGCAUCACCUUUCUGACUACACUGGCAGUGAUAGCAUAGAGAUGACAGAUUUCUAAAUUCCUUUUGUAAGCAAAUCCAAAGGGAUUAUUCAACCAUUUUAUUUUCUAUAAUGUGGCCAGAGGAUGGUGCCAGAGUACAAGAGAGCGUUUUAUACAUCUAACUUAGAGUAGGAUGAAGUUGCCCCUGGAUACUAAUCCAAGGUCAGUUUUGCGUUUCCCACCCCUAUUGCUAACGUUAGGAUUUGGGGACGUUAAUCUGAUGUUACAUCUAUGCUUAUGAACUCAUAUUAAAUCCCAGUCUUCAUUGAAAAGAAGAACCAUGGUGCUCCACAGCAAGUGAGAUUCAGCACAGCGUUAGAGACAGAAAGAUGAACUAUGCACCACCACUCCAUCCUUUCUGGCUAAGAUCUUUGCAAUAAUACAGUGUUAGAGGGACAGUGGCACAGACACAACACUAGUCUUUUACUGGUCCAUGCCUUUAGUACUCCACCGUUCAGACUGCGUUCCACCAAUAGGAUCUCUUAGUACUCCACCGUUCAGACUGCGUUCCACCAAUAGGAUCUCUUAGUACUCCACCGUUCAGACUGCGUUCCACCAAUAGGAUCUCUUAGUACUCCACCGUUCAGACUGCGUUCCACCAAUAGGAUCUCUUAGUACUCCACCGUUCAGACUGCGUUCCACCAAUAGGAUCUGUUAGUACUCCACCGUUCAGACUGCGUUCUACCAAUAGGAUCUGUUAGUACUCCACCGUUCAGACUGCGUUCCACCAAUAGGAUCUGUUAGUACUCCACCUCUUCAGACUGCGUUCCACCAAUAGGAUCUCUUAGUACUCCACCUCUUCAGACUGCGUUCCACCAAUAGGAUCUGUUAGUACUCCACCUCUUCAGGCUGCGUUCCACCAAUAGGAUCUGUUAGUACUCCACCUCUUCAGGCUGCGUUCCACCAAUAGGAUCUCUUAGUACUCCACCUCUUCAGACUGCGUUCUACCAAUAGGAUCUCUUAGUACUCCACCUCUUCAGACUGCGUUCCACCAAUAGGAUCUGUUAGUACUCCACCGUUCAGACUGCGUUCCACCAAUAGGAUCUCUUAGUACUCCACCUCUUCAGGCUGCGUUCCACCAAUAGGAUCUCUUAGUACUCCACCGUUCAGACUGCGUUCCACCAAUAGGAUCUCUUAGUACUCCACCGUUCAGACUGCGUUCCACCAAUAGGAUCUGUUAGUACUCCACCUCUUCAGGCUGCGUUCCACCAAUAGCAUCUCUUAGUACUCCACCUCUUCAGACUGCGUUCCACCAAUAGCAUCUCUUAGUACUCCACCUCUUCAGACUGCGUUCCACCAAUAGGAUCUCUUAGUACUCCACCUCUUCAGACUGCGUUCCACCAAUAGGAUCUCUUAGUACUCCACCUCUUCAGACUGCGUUCCACCACCCAAUAGGAUCUGUUAGUACUCCACCGUUCAGACUGCGUUCCACCAAUAGGAUCUCUUAGUACUCCACCGUUCAGACUGCGUUCCACCACCCAAUAGGAUCUCUUAGUACGCCACCUCUUCAGGCUGCGUUCCACCAAUAGGAUCUCUUAGUACUCCACCUCUUCAGGCUGCGUUCCACCAAUAGGAUCUCUUAGUACUCCACCUCUUCAGGCUGCGUUCCACCAAUAGGAUCUCUUAGUACUCCACCUCUUCAGAAUGCGUUCCACCACCCAAUAGGGUCUCCAGCUGACCUGGAUUCUUAGUGUGGGUAUCAAUAGGGAACAUCCCAUCACUCCAUCUGGGCUGAAACACACACACCUCCUGUCUGAAAUAGGAAGCUUAAUCUUAGGAAUCUCCCCUGGUACUAUAUUCUCUUCAUCUCUGAUCAUUUCUCUCUGUGCUUUAAAUAUGAGAUGAAGUUAACUAAAAUGCCUGUCAAAUAUGCAUUUUGGCCUAAAACAUACAUAACCUUCUUUCAUUUUGCAUGGAUUGCCUAUCUUUAAUGUACUUCAAGCUACAACAUAAUGGCAUGGUUCAUGCUUCUGCAUUGAGACUGAAUAUAGCAUUUUCAUGAACAUAGUGGCAACAAUAAGUAUUGAGCUCUGGCUGACUGAACUAGUUGUGGUAGUUACAGCUCUGACUGACUGAACUAGUUGUGGUAGUUACAGCUCUGACUGACUGAACUAGUUGUGGUAGUUACAGCUCUGACUGACUGAACUAGUUGUGGUAGUUACAGCUCUGACUGACUGAACUAGUUGUGGUAGUUACAGCUCUGACUGACUGAACUAGUUGUGGUAGUUACAGCUCUGACUGACUGAACUAGUUGUGGUAGUUACAGCUCUGACUGACUGAACUAGUUGUGGUAGUUACAUCUCUGACUGACUGAACUAGUUGUGGUAAUUACAUCUCUGACUGGCUGAACUAGUUGUGGUAGUUACAGCUCUGACUGACUGAACUAGUUGUGGUAGUUACAGCUCUGACUGACGGAACUAGUUGUGGUAGUUACAUCUCUGACUGACUUAACUAUUUGUGGUAGUUACAGCUCUGACUGACUGAACUAGUUGUGGUAGUUACAGCUCUGGCUGACUUAACUAGUUGUGGUAGUUACAUCUCUGACUGGCUUAACUAGUUGUGGUAGUUACAUCUCUGACUUAACUAGUUGUGGUAGUUACAUCUCUGACUGACUUAACUAGUUGUGGUAGUUAAAGCUCUGACAGACUUAACUAGUUGUGGUAGUUACAUCUCUGACUGACUGAACUAGUUGUGGUAGUUACAUCUCUGACUGACUUAACUAGUUGUGGUAGUUACAUCUCUGGCUUAACUAGUUGUGGUAGUUACAUCUCUGACUGACUGAACUAGUUGUGGUAGUUACAUCUCUGACUGACUUAACUAGUUGUGGUAGUUACAUCUCUGGCUUAACUAGUUGUGGUAGUUACAUCUCUGACUGACUGAACUAGUUGUGGUAGUUACAGCUCUGACUGACUGAACUAGUUGUGGUAGUUACAGCUCUGACUGACUGAACUAGUUGUGGUAGUUACAUCUCUGACUGAACUAGUUGUGGUAGUUACAGCUCUGACUAAACUAGUUAUGGUAGUUACAGCUCUGACUGAUUGAACUAGUUGUGGUAGUUACAGCUCUGACUGAACUAGUUGUGGUAGUUACAGCUCUGACUGACUGAACUAGUUGUGGUAGUUACAGCUCUGACUGACUGGACUAGUUGUGGUAGUUACAUAUCUGACUGACUUAACUAGUUGUGGUAGUUACAUCUCUGGCUUAACUAGUUGUGGUAGUUACAGCUCUGACUGACUGAACUAGUUGUGGUAGUUACAUCUCUAACUGACUGAACUAGUUGUGGUAGUUACAGCUCUGACUGACUGAACUAGUUAUGGUAGUUACAUCUCUGACUGAACUAGUUGUGGUAGUUACAGCUCUGACUGAACUAGUUGUGGUAGUUACAGCUCUGACUGACUGAACUAGUUGUGGUAGUUACAGCUCUGACUGACUGAACUAGUUGUGGUAGUUACAGCUCUGACUGACUGAACUAGUUGUGGUAGUUACAGCUCUGACUGACUGAACUAGUUGUGGUAGUUACAGCUCUGGCUGACUUAACUAGUUGUGGUAGUUACAUCUCUGGCUGACUGAACUAGUUGUGGUAGUUACAGCUCUGAAUGACUGAACUAGUUGUGGUAGUUACAGCUCUGACUGACUGAACUAGUUGUGGUAGAAGAAGUAGUUACAUGGGAUUUGAGCUGAAAAGGCACUUCAAGGCAAUAAGGAAAGAGAAAUAGCAGUUUGUGUGGGAGUGAGUAACGUUUGAUCUCAUCAUCACAUUUCCUCCUCCCUCUACAGCCAAUUAAGUAAUUAUAAGGAAACCAUUUGGUUAAUAUCGUCAUCAUCAUCAUUAAUUUGUGAAUAAUGCCAAAUAACUAGGCCACGGAUGAGAGACACGAUUGAGACAUUUCUCAUUUACUGUAGUGAAGCAGAUGCUGUCAGACAAGUGUUUGAUUAGAUGAUCUGUCGUAGGCCAUUGUCAGUAACAAUCAUCUACGGUACACCUGCCUGCUGUGCCUCUGGAACACACUGGCUUGGUUUCUGGGUUUGUUUCACCUUUGAUACAGGUUAACAACUUAAUAGUUCUGUUCGGCUUCCUAUUUCCCCAUCUCUGAUCAAAAAGAACUGAGCAUGUGAAAGCAAAUUCCCAGCAGGCAACUAACAUCUUGCUCUGACCUGUCCUUCCUUUUUCAGAUCAGUGCAGAUGAAGGAAAGGAGACAAAGAGCUAAGACCGCGUUAGUAAGACUAUUGAGAUGCAGCCUUUGUUGGGUCAGCGGCCAUCAUGGUGCAUGACCUUUGGUCUCACUCGACACGUUAUCCCUUAUGGUUAGGUUUUAUCAGACAGAGCUACUUUGAAGUAGAGAAACGGCUCAUGUCAGUAUCAAUGGAACUAUGUAAUUUCAAACUGUAAGGAAGUGCUCUGAACGACUUUACCUUUUGAUGUUCUAUCACUGCACUGCUUAGUUACAAAUGCUUAGAAUGGUUGUGAGACGAGAGCAGAGGGAAUUUUGUUAAUGAAACAUUGUUUGGGACAGUUGUCUAAAUUCAGUCUCUAAAGCAGUGUUACUUUACAGUAUUGGUUUGAUGGGAUAGCCUGAUGGGGGAGGGGUAACUGUAGCCUCAUCGUUGAACUGGACAGUAAAAAGUGGAUGAGGUGAGAUGUACUGUACACCUACUACCAGUAUGUAGAACCCUUCCCUUUAUACCGUCCUAACUAAAUAAAAAAUCUUCAUAACAGCCUCACUAACUGACCAGACAUCAUGUGCUCUUCCAAUGUACCACUGUACAAAAAAAAGUUUUCUUUUCAAGAAAAAUAUGAUACUGGGAAAUGGGAUUAUUUAUUUCUUUUAAUUUAUUUUGUCAUAUUUUUGUAAGAUCUGAAAUAUAGAUAAUAAAACAA
This is a messenger RNA of Salmo salar (Atlantic salmon), 10350 nucleotides long. NCBI's taxonomy places the organism in Eukaryota, Metazoa, Chordata, Actinopteri, Salmoniformes, Salmonidae. The record is from RefSeq and is a predicted model, not a curated record.